AUGGCCGCCCUGUUCACCGGGAAGGUCCUGAUGGCCAACCGGGAGGAGUACGAGGUGGAGACGGAGCGGGAGCUGGGCCUGGCGCUGGAGAACAAGGUGCUGCUGCUUUAUUUCGGGUCCGAGCAGUGCCCGCGGUGUCGCCGUUUCUCGCCGCUCCUCAAGGAUUUCUUCCUGCGUUUGACCGACGAGUUUUACGUGGAACGAGCAUCGCAGCUGGUCCUGGUUUACGUCUCCCAGGACGAGACGGAGGAGCAGCAGAGCGCCUUCCUGAAGACCAUGCCCAAACGGUGGCUGGCUGUACCUUUCGGGGACGACUUUAAAAGGGAGCUGGAGCUGCGCUUCGCCGUGGCCGAGGUGCCGGCCGUGGUGGUGCUGAAGCCCAACGGGGAGGUGAUCGUUGGAAACGCCGUAGAAGAGAUCCAGCGUUUGGGUCCCGCUUGUUUCCAAAACUGGAAGGAGGCCGCCGAGCUGGUGGACCGAAAUUUUCGCUUGGCGGAGGAUUUUGACGACUGCGCCCGGAGAAGCAUCACCGACCCCAUCCGUCGUCUCAAGUACAAGCUGGACAAGAAGAGGGGGGCGAAGAAGAGGAGGGAUGAGGAGGAGGAGGAUGAGGAGGAGUCGUCUUAG
Messenger RNA from Mesitornis unicolor (brown roatelo), 627 nucleotides. It is a transcript of the gene NXNL1, whose product is annotated as nucleoredoxin-like 1. Gene Ontology annotation, biological process: photoreceptor cell maintenance. The record is from RefSeq and is a predicted model, not a curated record. The transcript has 2 exons. Gene Ontology annotation, cellular component: mitochondrion. The coding region runs from base 1 to 627 and encodes 208 amino acids. Lineage: Eukaryota; Metazoa; Chordata; Aves; Mesitornithiformes; Mesitornithidae.